Messenger RNA from Gasterosteus aculeatus aculeatus (three-spined stickleback), 1021 nucleotides. The record is from RefSeq and is a predicted model, not a curated record. Lineage: Eukaryota; Metazoa; Chordata; Actinopteri; Perciformes; Gasterosteidae.
AUGUCACUGUGGACCAAGAAGAAAUGGACGUUCCACUAUAUAAAUGGCCUCCAAGUUAGAGAUGAAGAAGAUUACUUUGCACCCCUGAGGAGACACAUUUUCACCUCCGCACCUGGAAAAAAGGAACAUCAUGAUGAAGCUGUUGGUGCUCACGCUGUGCCUGCUGGUCACCACCUUGGCUUCUCCGUUGCGGAGAGUGACAGCAAUGAGGAAAAAGUUGAUGCUGCACCAGUCCAGGCUGCUGGCGUCCCUCCUGCUGCUGCCCAAGCUGUCGGAGACGCAUCGGAGGAGGAGACAGAGGCUGGCAACCCUGCACCCAAAGACGCCGUCCCCCUAAGCUCUGAUGAGGUCGAGGAGGCCGAGGAGGUUGAGGAGGUUGAGGAGGUGGAGGCAGCUGAGGCUGAACCUGCAGCAGCUGUUGAGCUGGCCGUGGUUGACGCCCCAGUGGACGCUGCAGCCGCUGAAGCUACAGUUGUGGACGUGCCUCCUGUUGACGCGGUUCUCGUUGACGCUGUCCCUGCAGCCCCUGAGGUGGCUGUUGAUGCGGCCGCCCCGGCCGCUGCUGACGUCCCUGUUGCUGCUACUGCUGAUGCCGCUGCCGUUGAUGCCGCUGCUGCCGUCCCUGCUGCUGCCGGUAUCGUUGAUGCCGCUGCCGUUGAUGUCGUUGCCGUUGAUGCCACUGAUGCCGGUGUUGUUGAUGCCGUUGAUGCCGGUGCCGCUGAUGCCGCUGCUGCUGAUGCCGCUGCUGCCUCACUGGCAGCUGAGAUUGACACAACUGGAGUGGCAGCAGAUCCUGUUGCAGUGUAGUUCCUUCUUGUCAUCCCCAGCCUCUUUUCCUAGCAGUGGAAACAGCCACUGUGUGUGUGUGUGUGUGUGUGUGUGCAGUGCAAAAGUAAGCUGUGUCACAUUGAUUCAUCAAGAAUGAACAACAAGUUGUGUGUUUUUAGUUAAGAAUUGGACAAUUAAAACAUUUUGUUGUGUUGUUUUUUCUGUCUUUAAUAAAAAUACUUUUUGAAAAUCU